Molecule: messenger RNA, 2772 nt
Organism: Xiphophorus maculatus (southern platyfish)
Lineage: Eukaryota; Metazoa; Chordata; Actinopteri; Cyprinodontiformes; Poeciliidae
Gene: rnf208
Product: ring finger protein 208
Exons: 2
Coding region: 1632-2408 (258 amino acids)
Biological process (GO): protein ubiquitination
Molecular function (GO): ubiquitin protein ligase activity
Source: RefSeq, a predicted model, not a curated record
AACUACAUGAAUAAGGACUGAGCCAGAAGCACAGAGGAGACAGAGCACUGUGUGUGUCUGCGUGUGUGUGCGUGCGCAUGUAUGCAUGUGUGAGAACACUGCGCAUGUGUGACUGAGCGGACUGUGCAGGAGAAAGAGCAGUAAUGAACGCCAGCUGAGGGAUGACAGCAGGGGAGAGGGAGAGAAGGAGAAGACAGAGGCUCACCUGAAGAUGAGAAGAAGGAGGCAGUGAAAAGAAAAGAGGACAUACUGGGGCGACAUUUGAGACAUAGAAGAAGCUUGGGUCUCUGCACAGAAUAAGAUAAAUGAUGUGUGAAUAGAAGCAGACAAACUGGGAUGGAGAAAAGGACACGGGAAGAAAGAUUUCAGCUCCAACUCGAAGGAAAAAGACCGGAAGAGUGAAGGAGAACGAGACCAGAGAGCCGAUGAUGCUGAGCUUGAUGAAAGCAGACUGAUGUGUCCACCUUGCAACAGCUUCCUCCAUCUUAACAUUUCCUCCAUGUUGUUGAUGCUCUGAGAACAGAGACGGACAGGAGAGAGGAAGACAGCAUCCUCACCCAGGCAACAAAGAAGGCAAAGCAGUUUGUCAUCCAACACAAACAGCUUGUUGAGGCAGCAAACGACUGGACUAUGACAACCACGUAAAGCGGACAGAUAAAUGGACCAAAGGAAUCUGUCACACUAAAAAAGGAAAAAUCAUAGAGGCAUCUGUAAAACUGUUAUUUUCCCUUCUGCAUAGUUAUGAUGACUGUCUGAGAGUUUAAAUACAAAGAAGUUCGUCAAUCCCACCUGUGAAAAAUUCAAAGAGCCGUUCCAACACAUCUCUGGAGCAUUAUACAAAAAAGACCUCCUCCCUACUGCUAUCAAGAAACUAAGAAAAGGGGUAAAACAAGCUCUUCUGAUCAAACUGGAGCAACAGCAGAGACAGACAGAAGGGCCCUUUUUCUUUCUUUUUUUGUAAAUCUUUCUUACACACUCAAGUCAACAUCUGGCAUAGCCAAAACACACAAAGUUCAGUAGUUGUUUAAGUGAGAAAAAAUGUGUUUCGUUUUGCAAGUCACAGGAUAAAUUGCUAAUACUUUUGGACUUUUAUGAACUGCCUGUAGUCAACAUACUGAGUGAAUUUAAAAAUUCUUAACCUGUGUUGUGUAUGUAGGUGUAUUGACCAUCUGGGUGCAGUGAUUGAAAACAUAUCUUAGUGCUGAAGUAUUUACAAUUCCUGUGUACUUUGUAGAUAUCAGAGGGAACACAGGAACACCAACCUAAGUACUGUUAAAUCACAAAAAUCUGACUGCAUAUAGUCAAUAUUUAUCAAGUUCUGUGAACUAGACUGUUAAAUAAUAUACAAUAAUUAUAAGUUUAUUUAUAUUAUAAUAGGUUUGCUGUUACAGAGUUUGAGGUACAUGUAGUGUUGGCUGAGUUCUUUCAUUCAUUGACACUCAGACUGACAGAAGCACCUUGAAGGGGAGAUCGUUGAAGGGAACAUGGAGGCAUCCAUCCGUCCCCAUGUCCCGUCUAAUGGCUGACUUCAAAGGAGGAUAUUAAUCUUCUUCCCCUUGUGCAAGAGCAAGGAGUGUCCAGCGCUGAUUAGAGCUACAGCCCAUCUAUCUCAGAACUCCAAAGCCUUGCGAAUGUCCUGCCUCAGGCGUCAGCCGCUGGCCAUCCCCAUGGACACGGUCAAGAUCAUCCAAUCGGAGAAGUUUCCCAGAGAGUGCCCUGUUCCAGUCACCCAACCUCGGUAUGCCCCAGCUCCAAGAGUGGCGUGGGAUGGUGGUGGUGAGGGUGAAAUUAUUGUCAACCAGGCCUGCAGUGACCUGACACUGGACAUAGCACCAUCUCCCAGGCCAAUGGUGUCUCCUCCGGCCCCACUGAUGCGCAGGGAACACAGCUUCCUGGCGCAGCGCAAAACCAGUGCCAAUGAAAUCUGCUACCACCAGUUCCACUACAAGAUGGAAGAUGUCAUAGUCAACCAGUACGUGCUCCGUUCCUCCUCCACUUCUUCCUCCACUUCCUCGUCCUCAUCUUCAGGCCCCGUCAUGCCGUGCGAGCCCCUGGAAUGCCCCACCUGUGGUCACACAUACAACUUUGCGGGGAAGCGUCCGCGGAUCCUCUCCUGCCUGCAUUCGGUGUGUGAGGAGUGCCUGCAAAUCCUCUACGAAUCAUGUCCCAAGUACAAGUUCAUCUCUUGCCCCACAUGUCGGCGCGAAACGGUGCUGUUCACUGACUAUGGCCUCGCUGCUCUGGCCAUCAACACCAGCAUUCUGAGCCGCUUGCCCUCCGACCCCAAUGGGCCCGUGCAGUGGGGCGGGGAGGCCGACCGCAGCUGCUACCAGACUGUGCGUCAAUACUGCCAGUCAGCCUGCACCUGCCAGAUUGCCAACCCGUUGUCCUCCUGUGGCAUCAUGUAGACAAGUGGGAGGAGGUGAGGACACUGCAGAUAAGACUUGAUGCUGCUCCCCACCAACACCACUCUUUUCAUCUAUAAGCUAAACCCUUUCUGCCAAGCCCCCCUCUCUCACAUGUACAGUAAAUAAAUCCCUUCAUAGAUGUUAUCUCUCUAUAUUUAAUAACACAGAUGGAUACUGUGUGGGACUUAAGGAUGCUGGUGAUCCAGUAUGAAGUAAAUAAAUGUAUUUUAUGUAUGGACUGGAAAAAUAUUCACUGUCUCUCAUUUGGUUGGAUGUGUUUGUCAUGACAUCUCUUUACAUGGGAAUGCCAGGGGAGGUAUGUCCCCCCAACCUAGGAGAAUAAAAAUUAAAUAAAUGAAAAGAA